Acanthochromis polyacanthus (spiny chromis) is the source of this 4490-nucleotide messenger RNA. It is a transcript of the gene nt5dc1, whose product is annotated as 5'-nucleotidase domain containing 1. The record is from RefSeq and is a predicted model, not a curated record. Bases 340 to 1719 code for a protein of 459 amino acids. Gene Ontology annotation, molecular function: 5'-nucleotidase activity. NCBI's taxonomy places the organism in Eukaryota, Metazoa, Chordata, Actinopteri, Pomacentridae. The transcript has 12 exons.
UGUUCACACCCGGAAGCACUGCCCGCUGCUCAGUCGCCUCUCUGCCGCCUUCUUCUGGCACACGGGAAUUUAACUUUUGCGUCCAUAUGGGCAACUUAUUGACGUUAACCGUGAAGUGAGCGGCCAUUCGUGUUCGCAGGAGAAGGGAGCUGGUGUGAAUCUACUCUGUCCGGUCGAGGAGGCAGACGGAGCGGCCACGGAGCGCAGCGCCGCCGCUCAGUGACAUUGACUCAUUAGGAGUGUUGUUGCUGCCGCCGCGGCGCGCACAAGUUGGAGCGCUUUUCCUCCCCCACCUUCUCUCUCUCUUCUUUCCUCUCCCCCUCUCAGCUUCAAGCCACAAUGAGCGAAUACUUCAGCCUGUCGGACUGCGAUGUGAUCGGCUUCGACCUGGACCACACGCUGUGCCGCUACCAUCUGAAGGAGACCUCCAGGCUCAUCUAUGAGAGCUUUGCCAGGUAUCUGGUGGAGCAUAAAGGAUAUGACAAGGACCUGCUGAAUCUAACUCCAGCUACCUGGGACUUCUGUUUUAAAGGGCUAGUGGUUGAUCUGGAGGACGGAAACCUUGUGAAGCUAGCCGAAGAUGGAACUGUCUUGCGAGCGACGCAUGGAACCAAUGACCUCAGCACAGAAGAGAUCAUCAAACAUUACGGCCCAAAAAGAGAGUGGAAGCACUUCAACAGCCUCAAUACCUCGUUCACAAGAUCUGCAAAAUACUAUUUCUAUGACAACUACUUUGAUCUGCCUGGGGCUUUCCUCUGUGGAAGAGUCGUGGACAUGUUGCACAAGCGAGGAAAUGAGGUGAAUUCUGACUUUUGGAAAGACAUGAUGGCUGCCAUCGACCACAAUUACAACACAUCUGCUUUCAAAGACGAUGCCGGGACGUACUUCCCCAGUGUGAAGAGGGAUCCUGGCCGGUACCUGCAGCCUUGCUCCGACUCCGUUAAAACCUGGCUGCGCAGCAUGAAGAACGCCGGGAAGGUCCUCCUCCUCAUCACCAGCUCCCACAGCGACUACUGCAGGCUCAUCUGCGAACACAUCUUGGGGAAGGAUUUCGAGGCGCUGUUUGAUAUAAUCAUCACGAACGCCCUGAAGCCUGGAUUCUUCUCCUUGGUGCCCCAGCAGAGGCCCUUCAGGACCCUUGUGAACGACGUGGAGGAGAGCGAAGGGCUGCCGUCGCUGGACAAACCCGGCUGGUACUCGCAGGGCAACUGGCCUCACCUCCACGAACUGCUCAAGACCAUGACGGGGAAACCGGAGCCCAAGGUAGUGUAUUUUGGAGACAGCAUGAGGUCGGACAUGUUCCCCGCCACCAGCUUUGGGAAGUGGGAGACGGUGAUGAUAGUGGAGGAAAUGGAGGGGGAGGGCGUCCCGAAGAGCGAUGCUGCAAUGUCCAAUGAGGCCCAAGUGGAGCCGCUGGAGAAAAGGGGAAAGUUUGAGGAGCAGGGCAUGAAGUCACCCUCCUCAGCGUCCAACCAGUGGGGCUCCUACUUCGUCGACGUACAUAAAAGUGGAGGAGGAGACGAGGAGAGCCAGAAACUGACGUGGUGCUGCCACUGCAUUCACAAAUACAGCACCAUGGCUAUACCCAGUGUCGAGCACAUAGCAGAUCUGCCUCUGGAUUACAAGUUCCCCAGGUUUUCGCCCGACAAGCCCUGCACCACCGGCUACUACCCCAGGCCCCCGGAUUCUUUGCUGAAGAGGUGCGAGAGUCUGUCGUAAAACAAGAAAAGAGAAAGGAGAAGAGAAGAAGGAAAAAAAAAGGAAAAGAGAAAAGUCCUCCCUUACCCCUCUGCCUCAGGAGAGGAAUGUGCCUCCAUUUUUUGCCUGUAGUUUCCCACCUGACCCCGCCACCAUCUGUGGAGCACAGGAAGCAUACACUCCUCACCCGUUCAGAGAAACCAUGUGAAUGUAAGCCACAGUAUCUCUCUGUAAUAAACGCCUACAUUUGAACGUUGUUUCGUGGUUUAGUGUUAACGUACACGUGGAAAUACGACAAAAUAAGUGUGCGUGUGUGUCUGCAUACAGUAAUAUUAGGAGAUGUAGUGUUCUUAUUGUUUCAUGUGUGUGAGGCCCCCUCUUAUUUUCCAUCAUAGAUUGUUUGAAUUCUUCGAAGUGAACAUUUUGCCCGUCUCUUUUUCCCCGAAGUGAUUACCUCAAGAACGUGAUCUACUGAAAGUAAAACAGGAGUGCGUGUCCCUUAAGAUCCUUUGAAAUCCUUGUGUCAGUAUUUCUGUACAACACUGUUAUUGUGAAGUCCUCCUCCUUUUUUUUUUAGAUAUGGUUUAAUUGUAUGCAUUUUAGUAACCUUAACACGAGGUUUAAGACCUAUUGUUUCCCCUGUGUCAGUUUCGUGGAAGGUGUUAAUCUUCAGGUCAUUGUUGCUAAAAAAAAGAAAAAAAACUAGCACAAUAUUGUCCUUUGUGUUGGCUGUUUCAAAAAAACACUACUUUGGGAAACAUCAAUAAUAAUAAUAAUGAUAAUAAUAAUAACAAUCGACGAUGAAGACUAUGCUAGAUGUUCUCUGUAUUACUUUUGGUGCAACAGUGAAUCUUUUGAGUGAUUGUGUAAAAAUGUGGACUUCUUGUGCUUCAUUCAUAUGCAGAUUCAGAUAUGCUUUAACCGACUUCUGAAUGGUUAUUUUGUCAGUGUGCAUAGACAAGUCGUGCCAUAAUACUUAGGGAACACUCAGUUUUGGGAACCACCUGUGGAAGUUUACUUUGUUGCUGUCUAAGAAGAUUGGUGUCAUGUUCAUUUUUGUGCAUUUUAAGUGCUUAGCACAGCUUAGCAUGAAUACCAAACUGCACUAAAUCACCGUAAAGCAACAACUGUAUGUAAAAGAUGGAUGUUGCCACUGAGACUUCUAUAUAAUCUGACUUCUUUUGACAACCAGAGGAGUUGCCCCUGCUGGCAAUUAGAAAGAGUACAGGUUUAAGGCACUUAAAGGCUUCACUUUUCAGACCGAGAAGCCUACGUAUACAUCCAUAUGUUAUAUAGACUAUGGUUAUAAGUGGUAAAAUACAUCUUGCAAUAACUCUGGGAAAGCUUAUCUCUAACACAAGAACCACUUUGAAGAAUUGUUGGGUUAGGAUUAAGGGUCUUUGGUUCGUUGGUUGAUAGUAACUGAGACUGGAGAACCAAGUUGAGUCAGGUUCAAACAAGUAUUCAAAGUUUCUGUUUGGAAUCGGCAUGACCAACAGAGCAACUAAAAGAUGGAGGGCAUUGGGGUCAACAAUUGAUCAGUUUAACCCAUGUUGUAUUAUAUUGUCUUCUUCUAGUAUUACAUCUUGAGCAUGUCACAGAAUCCCAACAAAACUGCUAGCCUGUGGAUUUUUUUCCUUUUACCGUUUCAACUGUCAUAUUACAGCGUCCCAAUGUCCUUGAUCAAUAAGAGCGUAAAUUAGAUUGUAAGCUCUGCAAAGAUUCAACAGGGUUGUAAAUAAAAGCCUGUUCAGGUCCGUCCUUAUAUUUUGAGCUGGUUUUCUCGGGUUCCAUUUCGGAUUGGGCCCAAAAUUUCCAUCAACACACAGGCGUGCAAAGAACAGGAAGAGAGCAUUUGAGGUUCUUCAUACUCGAACAAGCGAUAACUACUGAACUAAUUGCAUAAAGUUUGCACUGAAUUUUAAAUUGGCUCAUUACUUUUCAAUUUAUAGUGCCAAAUCCAAAAUUCUAUCAUCUCAGUUCUCAAAAUAUUUGAUGUAAUUUUUUCCACUCGCUUUGGUUACCUGGUUUACUCCAUUUGUCUCAAAGAUUGGAGCAACAAGGGAGAAGCCAGUAAAAAUACAGUGAGGAGGAAUUUUGACAGGUCGGCCUGCUUGUAUAUUAUGAAUUACAGUUUCAAAUGAGAAGUGUCAUGCUUACUGUGUCACUGCACCGAGUUGUUGCAGCUCAUAAAUUAGCUAAGCUUAGGCUUGUAAAACCACAACACCUUUUCAUUUUAAACAUGCUUUGCAUAAACGAGGGGCAACAUGUUAACGAAGCUGUUCUGGAGAUUUGCACGUCCUUUUUUUUUUUUGGAUACUACUUUCUUCCAGUCUUCGUGUUAAGCUGUGCUAAACGCCCCAGGUCUGUCUCUAUGGUAACCACACAGAGAUGACACUGGUUUAAAUCUUUUCAUUUUUUUCUGAUUAAGUCAUUAAACAAGAAGAUUUCCCAAAUGUCAAAGUGUUCCUUUAAGAUGACCAUCAUCUCAUAAGUGAGGACGGAUUAUUUUGACAAUAAGCAGCAUACGGCCGCAGGGUUAGUGAGAUUGUAAGUGAGAUUGGUCAUCCAAAGUGAAUUAUUACUUGUGCUGUGUGUGCAAGUGUUUUAUGCAUACAGCUGUAGUGAUUGUACUCUUCUUUUCUCAUCUGACCUGGAAAAUUUGACAUGCACAUUUGCCUUAUGUUGGAUUCAUUUGUGGUCUUAAGUUCUUGACAACACAGGGAAAGUUCAAUUCUGUGUUCAAGUGUUGAAGUACUGUCAAUGAAAUAAAAUGUUCUACGAUUUUCUUA